Molecule: messenger RNA, 1071 nt
Organism: Penicillium chermesinum
Lineage: Eukaryota; Fungi; Ascomycota; Eurotiomycetes; Eurotiales; Aspergillaceae
Product: putative RTA1 domain protein
Exons: 4
Coding region: 1-1071 (356 amino acids)
Cellular component (GO): membrane
Source: RefSeq, a predicted model, not a curated record
AUGGGCACAGAUCCAUACGAUGAGGGUGAUAUCACCGCUGGGAAUGUUGUCUAUGGAAGCAUCUAUCUCUACGCCCCGAACAAAGUUGCUCCUAUCGUAUUUUGCAUCAUCUUUUUCCUCUCGCUGGUCGGCCAUCUUUUCCAAUGCCAACGAUACCAUGCAUGGGGGAUGAUCGGCCUACACACUUUGGCCGCCACUUUGUACGUCGCCGGGUAUGGGUUGCGAGCAUACGGCUCUCACCACUACAUCUAUAAUCCUGCGGCGUCCGACAGCUCAACGGUCUUGCUCACAUAUAUCAUGAGCCAAGUGUUCAUUUACGUCUGCCCCCCUCUCCUCGAACUCUCCAAUUACCACGUGCUCAGCCGCGUCUUCUACUAUGUCCCUUACCACACGCCGAUUAAGCCCGGCAGAGUCUUCUUGGUCUUUGGCACUCUGAUGUCCAUCGUGGAAUUCUUCAACGGGUUGGGGGUUGCUUUUUCGUCCAACCCCAAGGGCCACGAGCAGGGCGCUGGCCGAGCGCUGGUGCUGGUCUCGCUGGCCAUUCAAAUCUGUGUCAUCGGCACCUUCUUCGCCCUGUCGGCCAUGUUCUUCCACCGAUGCCGCCGUGCGGGGGUGCACAACAAAGCCAUCCCGUCGAUGAUCUACGUGCUGUGGUGCAGCAUGGUGUUCAUCCUCAUCCGGACUAUCUUCCGAGUGGUAGAACACUCCGGUAACACCACCCGGGACAUGGCCAGCCUCCGCGAAGAGAUGAAAAUCACCCCUCUGGACCGAUACGAGUGGUAUUUCUACCUUUUCGAGGGGGCCACGAUGCUUGCCAACUCGCUGUGGUGGAACCUGUUUAGCCCCGGUCGCUUCCUCCCCAGAACCACCAACACGUGGAUCGGAGAAGACAACAACGAGGUGUCGGUGGAGCCCCCGCGGUUCGAGGAGAGGACGCCGCUGUCGCAGGCCGGCCGCACCUUCAUGCAAAUCAUCACCCUCGGCAUGUGGGGGCAGAUGUUCCCCAAGCAGCUAAAACAGACCUCCGGCUCCUUUACCGAACUGGACGACUACUCCGGUCGGCGGUUGUAA